ACAUUAGACAUGUUUGAAACUGAUGGAUGUGACAACUGCGAUGAGUUUCUAAGAAUGAAGAAUAAUCGUGACCAAGUCUACGACUGUACAUCCUCUAAUUUUGAUGGAUUUAUUGCCCUUAUGAGUCCAGAGGAUAGUUGGGUUGCCAAAUGGCAGAGAAUUAAUCGCUGUUGCCGGGGAAUGUAUGCCAUCUCUAUCACUGGACGACUGCCAGCCUCCGUUAUUAGGGAGAUGAAAUCCCGUGGAAUUAAGUACAGGCAAAGGGAUAUGACAAAAUUGUAGUUUAAGUGUAGCUGUAUUGUGAGGGCCAGUGCUCCUUAUCUAUUUUAAGGCAGACUUAUUUUUUACAUGUAAUUUUCAGAGCAAAGUUUGAUUCAUGUGUUUAUAUUGUGUGAAACUUUAAAACAGUUCUUUGAAAAUUUUCUUGAUUUUUGUAAUUCCACUUUUGUUUCAAGACUUACUUUUCAUUUUUAUGUCUAGAUUUUAGAAAGUCCAAUUAUAGAUGUUCAUGCAUACUAAUAGGGAUGUUUCUGCAGUUUCACACAUAUAAGAUUGUCAUUUUCAGUAUAUUGUAUAUUUUUCAUAUCUUGUUUGUUAUAUCUUUUAAAAUAUCAAUUAAUGAAAGGACUCAUAAAAAAGUUUUAUUAAUCAUGUGAUUAUAAAUUGUAUUUUGCAUCCUGAACACAUAAAUGUCUUGUGAAAGUAUCCUUUUAUAAUUAUGUUUUUUUAUCCUGACUUUUUACAUUCAGCAGUCACCAACAUGAAAUAUCGGACAAAUAUGAAUAAAAUUGUCAGUUACUGUUGAAUCUUGUAGUAAAAAUACUUUCAAUAUGUUAUGAUAGUAAUUAUAGUCUAGCUUGAAAAGUAAAAAUUUUAGUGAAUGAAAAUUUAGAUUUACAAUUUUCUUGAUGUAUACAAGUGUUAACUGAUUUGUAAAAGUGUUGAUUGUCAUCAAAAAGACUGUAUUUCACUUAUUUAGGUGAUAUGAUUAUGGUAAUAAAUUUUCAGUUCUCA
Penaeus vannamei (Pacific white shrimp) is the source of this 1014-nucleotide messenger RNA. The record is from RefSeq and is a predicted model, not a curated record. NCBI's taxonomy places the organism in Eukaryota, Metazoa, Arthropoda, Malacostraca, Decapoda, Penaeidae.